Punctularia strigosozonata HHB-11173 SS5 is the source of this 615-nucleotide messenger RNA. RefSeq names its product cleavage and polyadenylation specific factor 5. Gene Ontology annotation, cellular component: mRNA cleavage factor complex. NCBI's taxonomy places the organism in Eukaryota, Fungi, Basidiomycota, Agaricomycetes, Corticiales, Punctulariaceae. The coding region runs from base 1 to 615 and encodes 204 amino acids. The transcript has 8 exons. Gene Ontology annotation, molecular function: mRNA binding. The record is from RefSeq and is a predicted model, not a curated record.
AUGUCCAAUACUAUUGCACUCUACCCGCUUUCCAACUUCACGUUCAGUACCAAAGAGGCGCAACCCGAAGAAGACCCAUCAGUGGCCGCACGACUGCAACGCUUGCAGAACAACUAUGAGGAUUGGGGUAUGCGCCGGACGGUUGAGGGCAUUCUUGUCGUGCACGAUCAUGGACACCCGCAUAUCCUCAUGCUGCAGAUUGCGAACGCGUUUUUCAAGCUGCCUGGCGACUAUCUCAAACCCGGUGAAGACGAGAUCGAAGGACUGAAGCGUCGGCUAGACGACCGCCUUGCGCCUCCGACGAACUCAAGCCAGUUCAACGCUUCGCACGGCGUGGACAACGAAUGGGAGAUUGGCGACUGCCUCGCGCAAUGGUGGAGGCCGAACUUUGAAACGUUUAUGUACCCUUUUAUUCCGGCGCAUAUCACCAAGCCGAAGGAGUGCAAGAAGCUAUUCCUCGUCCAGAUGCCCGAAAGAAAGGUCCUCGCGGUCCCGAAGAAUAUGAAGCUUCUUGCCAUUCCUCUGUUCGAGCUUUACGACAAUGCGGCAAGAUACGGUCCUCAGUUGUCUGCCAUCCCUCACCUGCUCUCUCGGUAUAACUUCAUUUACCAGUAA